Messenger RNA from Ziziphus jujuba (common jujube), 5048 nucleotides. RefSeq lists its product as uncharacterized. NCBI's taxonomy places the organism in Eukaryota, Viridiplantae, Streptophyta, Magnoliopsida, Rosales, Rhamnaceae. The transcript has 6 exons. The record is from RefSeq and is a predicted model, not a curated record. The coding region runs from base 551 to 3595 and encodes 1014 amino acids.
AAAGAAUCCUCCCAACCGAAAAAGAAAAAAAGAAAAAUAGAAGUUCCUCUCUCUUUCCUGCGAAAAACAAAAUACAAACAAAAACAUAAGUCAGACACCAAUGCAAACACUGCCUACCAUUUUGUAGAAUUUUGGAAAGAAAGAAAAACCAGUGGCAAAGUUUGCAUGCCCAGCAUGGCGAAGAGAUCGGAUUUCGCACAGAAGCUGUUGGAUGAUCUUCGAGUUCGAAAGGAACGAAUGGCUGCAUCUCAGAGUUCAAACCGUUCAAGCCAAAUGGCCAUAGGUACACUAAUAUAUUUUUUCUGAAAUCAAAAAGAGAGGGCUGGGGAGAGGUUGCAGAUUGAAGAUUGUGCAGGAGGCCAUGAUUCUUUAUUUGAAGUUAAUCUCACUGACUAUAAGACCAAAUUCUCAUUGAUUUUGUUCUUGUUUCUCUCCUAUCAUUUUACUUCCAAAAGAAUAACAGGAAAAAGGAAAAGUGAGAGAGAAUUAAGAUGCAUAUUCUUAUGCCAAGCAAAACUAUAGAGGGACAAGCGGUACAAGAACACAUGAAAUGAUUGGUUCCAGAACUGGUAAUGCUCAUAACAGGUCAAGUGGAAAUUAUAGAUCAUCCUAUGUUGGAGAAGCUUCGAAUCAAAUUGUAACUUAUGGAAGGGGUCAAAGCCCACAGCAAAUAGAUCUUUCAAUGGCAUUGGCUUUUGCACUUGAUAAUGGAGGAAAACUCAGAAGAAUAGAUUCAUCCACCAGAAAUUCAAUGCUGGGAUUUCUACAGCAAAUUGGCAGGAGCUCCAUAGACUUUGGAAGGUCGGAAAGAAAAAGCCUUGUGAUUGAUAGACAUAGGUCUUCAACUAGCUCAUUCCCUGCCAUUUCUCAUCUCCAAAUUGAAGAAAUAUCAAAAGGGGCACAGAGAUUGAAUCAGAUCCUGAGAGCCUGCUCUAAUGGUCUUAACUUUGAUAGAUACUCAAUAGAAAUUGGGAAACAACUAUUGAAAGGGGCUACCGAUUUGGAAUCCUCUCUGAAGAUGCUUGUAAAUCUUCAGGAAGCUUCAGAGUAUAUGAUCAACCCGCGGAAGAAAAAUCAAAUCAAAUUGCUGGAUGAUGACGAAGAUGAUGAUGAAGAUGACACGAUGAAAGUAGCUGAGCAAUGGCAACUGGACCUUCCAAGAUUCUCCUUUGACAAACCUUCAAGACAUAGAAUCCAAGAACCUGAAAAGACAGGGCAUAAGCAGAGGCUGCUAGCUUCUAACUCCACAGUAGGUACAAAGUCCAACCGUGAAAAGCAAGCUGUAAUUACCACUAGAUCAGAUUCUCACAGCCGAUCAUUCUCGUCUGCAUCCGACGUCAAAAGCAUUUCCGCACUCACAGAAAAUAAGAAUCAGUCACGCUCAUUGGAGUCAAAAGCAGAAAAGGGAAGGAUUCCAAAUGUGAUUGCAAAAUUAAUGGGACUAGAUGAGCUUCCAGAAAGUGAAAACUUAAAGCCAACCACAAAGAAAGACUCUCGUUCCAAGCAAAAAAAUGAAGGGAAGGCAUUGCAGCAAGCCACACAAGGAAGUACUAAGCCUGCUAAACUCAGGACUAAAAGCGUGGAGAAUUUAGCAUUGCCCAAAAAACAAAAGAUUAUGGAUGACAACAAGAAUCUUGAGGUCCAGAAAACUUCUUCUGUGAUGCAAAGAGAGAAAUAUCUGCCUGCUCAUGUCAGCUUUGAGGUGGUUCAUGAUGAAAAACCGCACUGGAAAAUUUUGUCGGGGAUAAAAGGAGUGACAAGAUCAGAGAGACUAAGCUCUGAAAAAGACAAGCAGGAAACCGACGUUGCCCAAUUCAAACAGAACACUGCAAACCGGAUGGAUAAUCAGCAAAAAGAAAGAAAACAGGACAACAAGAAGCAUGGGGAACAGAUAAGCACUGGAAAAGCUGAAACCAAGGAACUAAUUUCGAAGGAUAUGCGGCCACAGAUGGUAGCACAUGCAUAUAACAGUUCAGAAUCUGCACCUACAUUGCAAGAAAAGCCAGGCUUCAAUGCUAGGAUGCUUCAACUGGAAAAGAACCAUGCUGAUUAUCCAUUACCUCGAAAUCAAAAGAAUUCACACUAUAAUCUGGAAUAUCAGCAGCCAUUCAUGGUCAGAAAACAAGAGGUAGAAGAGGAAAAGAAGCAAAGAGAAGAUGAAAGAGAGCAGCUAAAUGCAAAACAAACUUUUCCCGUCAGAAAACAAAAAGGAAACGAAUUGAUGUCCAAGAGUGUAUCAAGACCCAUCCAUGAUUCAAUAAACGUGCAAAAGAAUCAUCCACAGAUGAACCAAGCCAAACAAAAUAGGAAAAGUUUGAAGAAACCUACUAAUGCAAACCAAUUUGAAGGCUUUCCAAAUGGCAAACACCAUGAUGAUAUGGUCACAGAUAAAAGUUCAGCUGAGUUUAACAUCCACAUGAAAGAUUCAAUGAAUUGGAAUUCAGACCAAAACUUAUCUCCAAGAGAGUCAGAAUCAGUAUCAGGGAAAGAGGCUCAUAUUUCACCAGUUGUAAAGGAGAAACCUGUACAAGUAGCAGUCGCGCAAAAGGCGAAAGUUACAAAAGUGAAUAAGAAAGAAUCCCCCAGAAGAAUCGAUGAAGUAGCGACCAGAAGAAAUGGAACUGUCAACAAUUUGGCAAGGCCACUGAAACAUCAAAGUUCUAUUCUUGAUGAAGUAAAACACAGAAUGCAUGGUAAACACAGCAGCUAUGAUGGAGGAGAACAUGUUAGAGCCCGAAGACAUGGAGAAGCAGAAUCAAACAGGACAAGAACAAGCAAUCAACCGCUGAAUUCGGCCAAACAAGUUCAGAAAGAAGCUACUCCUUUGGAAGAUGAAUGCAAAAGCCUAAAAGAACCUCAAACUUCAGCUUCCAAUGACACUUGCCAAAACGCGAUACCUAAUGAUCAGCAAGAUCAACCACCUGUUAAUGGAGGUCAAGAGCUCAAGUGUAGCAUACAGGCGUUGGAUGAACUUAAUGUUACAGGAACCCAAGAAGCUACCAUGGACAUCUCCAACCCAUCACAACAGAAGCACCAAAGGAGUACCAAAUCUAGCAAACUAGAGCUGCUGACAGAAAGCGAAAACCACCUGAAGCAAAUACUUGUUAAGAGCCAACUGUUCCUUAACACAGCAGAAGCACUUUUCAAACUGGAAAUUUCUACUGGAGUUCUUCAUUAUAGUGGGCAAGGCCACCAAGGAGAAGACAGCAAGCUUACAUUAGAAUGUGGAUAUGAACUAAUGAGAAGAACAGGAAGAAGGCAAGAGCUCAUUGUUCAUCCUUGCGCGAAGGUCUCGAUAAGUUUCAUUAAGAUAGAAACAUUUGAUGAAUUGGUCAAGAAAUUGCACAAAGACUUUGAGAAAUUGAAGUUUUACGGUAGGAGUGGGAGAGAGGAAUGUGAAGUCGAAGAGUACCUGCCAAGGAUGCUCCAAAUUGAUGUCCAUAACAAAGAACCAGACUUGAAUUCUAUGUGGGAUUUGGGCUGGAACGAAACCAUGUUUGCAUUUAUUGAAACAGAUGAGAUUAUAAAGGAUGUGGAGAUGCACGUGCUCAAUGGACUGCUAGAUGAGAUAACAAUAGAUCUUUUCUUCAAUUGAGAGUUUCUCAUUUAUCUUUUACAAUGAACAGCCUCAAAUUUCCCUAAAACGUAGUUCUAUCUUCCUUAAUCAACCCCACCAAAAAAAAAAAAAAAAAAAAAAAAAAAAAAAUCGCUUGGCCGUUUUUGGUUUUUGUAUUGGAUAAGUUAAUAAUGUAAUUCUGAAUUGGAGGAUUUGCCAAAUCAAAUAUGUAAUUUUUUCUUUUGAAUCUAUCAUAUUUCUCUACUCCAUUUCUGUUUUUCUUUCCAUACUAUAUUUGUUAUGCAAAAGACUUGGAUACCUAUGAAACUAUGUUUUACAUACUAAAAGUCAUUAAUACCAUUUUCAGCACAUCAUGCUAAGGCGAACCUGAUGACAUUGAUUGCUUUAAUUAAGUUACUCAAUAACCUGCAAUGCUUCAAAGUCUCGACUUUUUGUGCUCGUGAUCUUCGCUUAAUUAAGAUGUUGAUUCUUGACCUUUGCUCUAUUUCUCAUUUUUGGGAGAUUUGAACACUCUUUUUGCCAGGAUUUCUUCUUCAAUGUUACAGAGAGUUCCACAAUUUGGAGAACAAGAGGACUGAAUGGCAGGGAACUAGGUUUGCAAUUUCUGAAUCACGAUUAUUAUGCCCCAUCGUGUCUCUCUAGCUGACCAAUAGGAUCAAUCUAGAUGUAUGCUGUGAAAACAAAACAAAAUUGUACGUACCGUGGAAAAGAAAAGAAAAGAAAAGAAAAAAUCAAUUCAAUCAUGCUAGAGAGUGUAGAAGGACAGUUACAAGCAAUCAGUUCAUUAGCUUUUACUUUUUGCGUCAGAGCUGCAAGCAUCCUUGCAGAACAAAUAUUCUGAAUGUGGAAGAAGCAUAGGAAUAUACAAAUAAAGAAGCUCACUGAAUAAAGCGUUUUAAACCGGUCCCAUUGGAAAAAGGUGCAUGCUUUUGAGAGCUCUCUAAAGGACACUUCACGCAUAAAGAUCUCCGAGUUUCCUUAAGCUUGUUGGUCUAAAAGUGAGAAAUAGUAGUGCUGGAUUGGCUGGAGUUUGGAGGUUUUCAGUAUGUAGACUUUGUAAGCUUUUCUAGAUAGUUUGUAUGGUGCAGUAUAUAUUUUUUUAACAGCGACGUGCUCAAAGAAGCAAAGCAAUGGGGGCAAACGAGUAGGUAAUGGGAAAGAACAAAUUCUGACGUUUUAAAUGAUAUUUUCCAUUGCCAGUUUAUGAGGAAACUUGGGUACCACUCAUACCAAACUUCUUAAAGUUUGGCAACCUUUUUUGGGCUUUGCUUUUGUAUACCCUAAAUAAAUUGUAUGAGAAGCUCUCUUUUUUAUUGUGUUAUUCCUUGCCCACUUUUUUCAUUUUUUUUUAUUUUUUUAUUUUUUUAUUUUUUUAUUUUUUUAUGUGUUGGAAAAUGAUUACGUUCACCAAUGCCAAGUCUGUUGCUUAAUAGGGAAGUAAAAAUGGCUCUAACAUAGGGUAUGGUCUGGG